AUGCUACUUCGAAGGAGCGACGAAUUCCACCUACGAAAAUGCACAGCUACAUGCGUUCGUCGACGCAAGUCCAGCGGCGGCCGGCUUUUGCUAUAUCUACGCGUGAUGAACUCCGCUGAUUCCGGAGUGUGUGUAUUGGUUGCAGCGAAGACGAAAGUGGCACCGUUAAAGCCCAUGUCCAUACCCAGGCUCGAACUGCAGGGUUGUGCACUCGGUGCGCGGAUGCUGAAGUUCGUCCAGGAAAACCAUACAAUUCCCAUCACGAAACGCUACUUGUGGACGGACAACACUACGGCGCUUUCCUGGAUCCGGGCGGAUCCACGCAACUAUCGACCGUUCGUUGCCCACAGAGUAGUUGAGAUUCUGGAGACUACCAGUGCGGAGGAGUGGAGAUACGUGCCUUCAGCAUCCAACCCGGCCGAUGAAGGGACCAAGUGGGGAAAAGGCCUAUAUUUCAGUACUGAUAGCAACUGGUUCUCGGGACCAGAAUUCCUGCAACACCCAGAAGACGCAUGGCCGAUUUCACCAGCGAUGCCCAGCAUCGAGACGGAGGAGAUACGAGCUUCUGUCCUGUUCCAUCUCGCGUACGAGCCCGUUAUCCAGUUCGGAAGGUUUUCCAAAUGGGAGAGAUUACAUCGCACCGUUGCCUACGUGCUGCGCUUUGUCAACAAUAUCAGCAGAGAGCGUAGCAAAAUAUCCGGUGAUUUGCAACAGGAGGAGUUCCAGGCAGCGGAAGCGGUGAUCAUGCAGCAGGUGCAGUGGCAAUCGUUUCCGGAUGAGAUGGUGAUCCUCACGAAAAAUAAAUCGGUGGCGCGAGGUGAUAUGCAACCGAUUCCGAAAAGCAGCUCCCUGUACAAACUUGUUCCAAGCCUGAACGAAAAUGGAGUCAUGCGGCAGACAGGACGUAUUGGGGCAGCCAAGCAAGCAUCCUACAAUCUGCGAUACCCGGUGAUCCUUCCCAAGAGAAGUGAGAUAACUUCGCUCGUGGUAGACCUGUUCCACCGGAAGUACAAACACGCGAACUCAGAGACCGUCGUCAACGAGAUUCGCCAGCAGUUUGAAAUUCCUAGUCUGCGAACACUAGUUCGAAGAUGCAGCCGUGAUUGUUGGUUCUGCAAACUUCGCCAAGCUCGACCGCACAUCCCUCCGAUGGGUCCACUACAUGCAAGUCGUCUCGAAGCCUUCAGCCGGCCGUUCAGCUUUAGUGGAUUGGACUAUUUCGGACCGGUGUUGGUGAAGCAAGGAAGAGCCAGCGUGAAGAGGUGGGUCGCCCUCUUCACCUGCCUCACGGUACGCGCGGUCCACCUUGAGGUCGUGAAUAGCCUGACGACUUCAUCCUGCAUUUCCGCUGUCAGAAGGUUCAUCGGCCGUCGAGGGGCACCCGUUGAGAUGUUUAGCGACAACGGGACUAACUUCCACGGCGCCGAACGACUACUUCGUCAACAAAUCGCUACGGGGCUCUCCGAAACCUUCACCAGUUCGCAGUGCAAAUGGAGCUUCAUUCCGCCUGGAGCCCCACACAUGGGCGGCGCCUGGGAAAGGAUGGUUCAGUCUGUGAAGGCUGCAAUGGGGGAUGCUUACGGGGAUGGGAAGCUUGAUGAGGAAGGACUUGGGACCUUAGUUGUGGAGGCAGAGAGUAUGGUUAACUCUAGGCCUCUAACGUACUUGCCGUUAGACUCUAAUGAAACGGAAGCUCUGACACCGAACCAUUUUCUGCUCGGGAGUUCAACUGGGGCAAAGGUACCGGGUAAAGGCAUACGACAUCAGCAGCGAAAGCUCCAAGAACUAUGGGUGGACAUCCAGGACCAGCUGGACAUCUUCUGGAAACGGUGGCUAAAAGAAUACCUGCCGGUCAUUCGCCGUCAGCCGAAGUGGUUCGAAGAAGCGGCGAAGGAGAUCACGGAAGGUGAUUUAGUUCUCAUCACCGAUGAAGGAAAGCGUAGCGAGUGGAUCAGAGGACGUGUAGAGCGAGCGAUUCGAGGAUCGGAUGGGCGUGUACGACAGGCGAUCAUGCGGACUGCCGGAGGACUCGUGCACAGACCGGUAACGAAGAUAGCCUUGCUGGACGUCAAAAAAGACCGUGCAGUCUUGGCCGAUGGCAAGAUGCACCCGGCGGAGGGUGUUGCCGCAAGUCUACCGAUCUACUACAUCCACGAUGGAUCUGGUCACCCGGUAUCUGAAAGCGACGCUUCAACGGAAACGUUACCCGCUGUCAGGGAGAAUGAUCGUGACGCAGACUCGAUCGAUCUGUCAAUCGACCAGAUCCGGCUGAAUCAUACGAUCGACCACAUUGAUCGCGGCGUUAAGUGGAGCGGAGUGAAUUUAUUAAAUUAA
Toxorhynchites rutilus septentrionalis is the source of this 2334-nucleotide messenger RNA. RefSeq lists its product as uncharacterized. Gene Ontology annotation, molecular function: nucleic acid binding. The coding region runs from base 1 to 2334 and encodes 777 amino acids. The record is from RefSeq and is a predicted model, not a curated record. Gene Ontology annotation, biological process: DNA integration. Lineage: Eukaryota; Metazoa; Arthropoda; Insecta; Diptera; Culicidae. The transcript has a single exon.